Vitis vinifera (wine grape) is the source of this 3244-nucleotide messenger RNA. Its product is annotated as exocyst complex component EXO84A. Bases 165 to 2465 code for a protein of 766 amino acids. Gene Ontology annotation, cellular component: exocyst. The record is from RefSeq and is a predicted model, not a curated record. Gene Ontology annotation, biological process: intracellular protein localization; exocytosis; Golgi to plasma membrane transport. Lineage: Eukaryota; Viridiplantae; Streptophyta; Magnoliopsida; Vitales; Vitaceae. The transcript has 7 exons.
UAUCACAUACUUCAUUGACCAAUUCUUGGUUCCUCUCUCUUGUUUCUCCAAAUUGUAGUUCCUAUUCCAUUCUUUUUUGGUUCUUGUACUUCUAUUUUUGUUUGAAGAAGAGGAGGUUGGGAUUUCUCAAUCAGUGCUUUUAGAGACUGAAACAGUAGAGACAAAUGGGAUCAUCGGAAUUGUCAGCUUUCUCGGGGGCGUCAUUUUCAUCGAGCAUAGGAGAUUCUGCGGAAUUUGACGUGGAAUUAACGUUGAAUGACAGGCUAAAAGUCUUCAAAACUUCUCAAUUUGAUUGCAAGGGCUACAUCACCUCAAAAUGCCAUGCCACGAAUGAAAAGGAAAUAAGGCACUUGUUCGCUUAUCUGGUAGAUUUAAAGAAGGCGUCUGCGGAGGAAAUGCGUAAAAGCGUGUAUGCUAAUUAUUCAGCCUUUAUACGCACAUCCAAGGAAAUUUCAGAUCUUGAAGGAGAGCUUCUUUCCAUGAGAAAUCUUUUAUCAACUCAGGCAGCUCUAGUUCAUGGUUUGGCUGAAGGAGUUGGGGUUGAUUCCUUGUCUGCUGAUUCCGAUAGUUCAACAAAAGAGGACACAUCUGAUGUUACACAUAGGGAACCUACUGACAUGGAAAAAUGGUUAAUAGACUUUGUGGAGAAUCUUGAUGUUUUAUUAGCUGAAAGGAGAGUGGAUGAAUCAUUGACCGUCUUGGAUGAAGGGGAAAGAACAGCACAAGAAGCUAGUAAUAGGCAAACAUUGAGCCCAUCUGUUUUCUUAUAUCUGCAGGCUGCUAUUAAAGAAGGAAGACAGAAGUUGGCUGAUCAGCUUGCACAUGUUGCCUGCCAAACUUCUACCUCUGGUCUUGAGCUUCGUUCAACUGUUCAAGCCCUAAAGAAACUGGGGGAUGGCCCUCAUGCUCAUAAAUUGCUGCUUAAUUCUCACCAUCAUAAUUUGGUGAACAAUAUGCGUAUUCGCCCAUCAAGCACUUCAUAUGGAGGAGCAUUUACUGCUGCUCUUUCACAUCAUGUCUUCUCAAUCAUUGCCCAGGCAGCAAAUGAUUCCUUGUCAGUUUUUGGUGAUGAGCCAGCAUAUGCAUCUGAGCUUGUGACUUGGGCUGUCAAGGAGACCAAGACUUUUGCUCUUCUGGUAAAGAGACAUGUUCUAGCCACUUCGGCAGCUGCAGGCGGUCUAAGACUUGCUGCAGAAUGCGUUCAAACAUGCUUGGGUCACUGUUCCUUGUUAGAAGCUCGCGGAUUAGCCCUUUCUCCUAUUCUAUUGAAACUCUUCAGGCCUUGUAUAGAAGAGGCACUGACUACCAACUUAAAAAGAAUUGAACAGAGCAGCUCUGCUCUAGCUGUUGUAGAUGAUUGGACACUUGUCUUACCACCAGCUGGUAUACGCCCUCUUGGUGCAUGGACAUCAUCUCUUGGUAGUGCGAUUGCAUCACAGCUGAAGCUUUCAACCAGUGCUCACAGAUUCAAUUCAAUGGUUCAGGAAUUCUUUGAGGAGGUAGGGCCCCUUGAGAGCUUGCAGUUGGGUGGUUCCACAUUGGAAGGUCUUUUACAAGUUUUCAACUCCUACAUCAAUUUGCUGAUACAUGCACUGCCAGGUACAAUGGAAACUGAGGAUAAUCUUGGUGGCUCUGGGCAUAAAAUUGUUCGAAUGGCAGAGACUGAAUCUCAACAACUAGCUCUGCUGGCAAAUGCAUCAAUGCUAGCAGAUGAACUGCUUCCACGUGGUGCUAUGAAGCUUUCACCCUUGCACCAGACUGGUAGAAUGGACACCCCUGGAAGAGUUUCAGACAGGCAAAACCGAUUCCCGGAGCAUAGAGAAUGGAAGAGGAAGCUUCAACGUGCUGUUGAUCGAUUGCGAGAUAGCUUCUGCCGACAACACGCUCUUGAACUCAUCUUCACGGAAGAUGGUGAAAUCCGUUUGACUGCAGAGAUCUAUACAAGCAUGGAUGGAAGUACAAAUGAGCCUGAAUGGUUCCCAUCUCCAAUAUUUCAGGAAUUUUUUGCAAAAUUGACCCAAAUAGCAAGCAUUGCAACGGAUAUGUUUGUGGGAAGGGAAAGGUUUGCAACUAUUCUACUGAUGAGACUCACAGAGACAGUGAUCUUGUGGCUUUCUGAUGAUCAAAGCUUUUGGGGAGAGAUUGAGGCUGGGCCAAAGCCUUUGAGCACUUUUGGACUUCAACAGUUUUAUUUGGAUAUGGAGUUUGUGAUACUCUUUUCAUCCCAAGGUCGUUACUUAUCUCGUCAUCUGCAUCAAGUUAUCAAAAACAUCAUAGCUAGAGCCAUUGAUGCAUUUGCUGCUGCAACUGGAACAGACCCAUAUAGUGUGCUGCCAGAGGAUCAAUGGUUUGCUGAGGUUGCUCAAAUAGCUAUGAAGAUGCUGACUGGAGAAGCCAACUUUGGAAAUGUAGAUCAUGAUGCAACCAGUCCCACUGCAUCAAUCUUAUCUCAUGGGAGUACCUAGUUGUUUAACCAUUCAUCAUGAUGUGUAUAUCAUACAGAAAAGGACCUGGUAUUCUUCAUACGCCUAUUUUCAGCUCUCCCAUUUGAUUUGUCAAAUUGCUACCAGAGUCUAUGACAACUUUUACAUUUCUUAGCAAAUGAUUAUUUGUUUCAUUAUCAGAACUCACGAGUCAAAACAUCUAUGUGGGCAUGGAUUGAUUCUCUUGAAUUUGGUAGCCUGGUGUUAUAUAUAUUAGCCCCCUGACCCCAGUGGAAGAGUCGCUAGUUUUACCUAUGAUAUGUUGUAGGCAUUUGAAACUAGUCCACUUAGCUUGAGUAUGGCCUCGUAACAUUUCUGUUUUCAGCAUUUGACCUUUUUAUUUGAUUGUGUACACUACCAACUUGUGUGUUUGGAUAGUGUGCAUUAGAGACCGGGGGCAUGAAGCAACUUGGCCGCCAUUAAACCGAGUUCUUCACGGUUGGGUGUAUCCAUCUUCCUGAAUGCAUAACCAUGUCAAAUAUCCAGAACUGAAGCAUAGCCACAUUUCUCCGGGGGUUGGAAUCUUCUCUCACACUCCUUAGACCUGAAAAUUACAGUCGUCUUCAACAGUGGCAGCUUAUCACUUACAAUCCUGCAAUUCUAGAAUGUUUUUGUAGUAGUACUUCUGAUUUUAUUUUUCUUUUUUUCUGUUUUUGACCUUUUGCUUUGAAAUGAAAAACAAUUUAUCAGAAGGGCAGAAAACAAUCAACUUGUGAAAUGGUAGGAAGCAUGAUGGCAAAAAUUGGUGUCUCCUUGUAUAA